CUGCGGGCGGACAGGAGACGUGGCACUCUGCUCACGGGGGUGGAGUUGCGAGCCUGAGCGUGCAGCAACAGGCAUCCAGGAUUACAUAAGAAACACAAAUUUCACAUAGAUUCUCAAGAAUAUGAAAAUUUACCAAGGAUAUUUUCACCAUGAUAUUUUUCCCUGCAAUGGCAUGACCUAUUGUCCCCAAAAAACAUCACUCAAUAUGUCAUGGUGCAUUGGAUAUUUUAGGUUUUUACGCAUUUCCAAGCAGCACAUGAAACAUCCUGAGGCUAUCACUGAUAAAAUAGAUUCUAUCAUUUAGCAAAUUUUGACAGAAAUCUGAGAUAUUUGAGACUGACUUUAGGACCUUGCAGCAACAAGCUCACUUCCUAACCUCUGGUCACUCGAUCUGGUGGGAGGUCUCUGUCUCAGGUUCCCAAGGAAAAUCCAGACAUCCUCAUUUGAAUAUUCCUACACAAACUUCCAGAACUUUCUUUCCCAGCAGUAUAUAGACCUCUGGAAACCGUUAGUCUGCAGCAAGUCAGCAGGAGAUAAGAAGAUCAGAGCGUCAGAGCUGCUGUAAAAGAAUGAAAAUCGAAAUCUUUGACAACACUAUGAAAACCUUUCAAGCUUCCCAGUUUUCCCGAAACACAAAGCAAGUAUGUGGGUGACCAGCCUCGUUUCUCUGUGCCUUGUGGCCGUGGUCUCUUCGGCUGAGGAAAAGAAACUCAGCAGUCAUGCAAUUUCCCUGGCUGACACUAGCGGCCACCUUGCUUUCAAUCUCUACCGUAACCUGGCUAAAGAGAAGGGUCUGGACAACAUCCUGAUCUCCCCUGUAGUGGUCGCAUCCAAUCUGGGCUUGGUUGCCCUCGGAGGAAAGUCCUCCACUGCCUCACAGGUCAAGAGUGUCCUUAAAGCAGAUGCACUGAAAGAUGAGCACCUGCAUACGGGACUGUCUGAGCUCCUGAAUGAGGUCAGUGACCCUGUGGCUCGCAACCUCACCUGGAAAAUCAACAGCAGGCUGUAUGGCCCCAGUUCGGUCAGCUUUGCUGAUGACUUUGUGAAGAGCAGCAAGAAGCACUACAAGUACGAUCACUCCAAGAUCAACUUCCGUGACAAGAGAAGCGCAAUCAACUCCAUCAAUGAGUGGGCCUCCAAGUCCACUGAUGGCAAGCUACCAGAAGUCACCAAGGAUGUGAAGAAUACAGAUGGUGCCAUGAUCAUCAAUGCCAUGUUCUUCAAACCUCACUGGGAUGAAAUGUUCCACCAUAAGAUGGUUGACAACCGUGGAUUCCUUGUGUCCAGUUCCUUCACUGUGUCUGUCCCAAUGAUGCAUCGCACAGGUCUUUAUGGCUUUUAUGAGGACAAAGAGAACAAGCUUUUUGUGCUCGACAUGCCUCUGGCCCACAAGAAAUCCAGUCUGAUUUUCAUCAUGCCCUACCAUGUGGAGCCCCUAGAGAGGCUGGAGAAGCUUCUGACACAGGAUCAGCUGAAGACCUGGUUGAGCAAAUUACAGGAAACUGCAGUGGCCAUCUCUCUACCUAAAGUCAGCAUGGAAGUCAGCCAUGAUCUGCAGAAACACCUGGGAGAAAUUGGUCUCACAGAGGCAGUGGACAAGUCCAAGGCUGAUCUGUCCAACAUGUCUGGCAAGAAAGAUCUCUACCUUUCUAAUGUGCUCCAUGCAUCUGCUUGGGAAUGGGACACAGAGGGUAACCCAUUUGACACCAGCAUCUUUGGCUCAGAAAAGCUCAGGAACCCCAGGCUGUUUUAUGCUGACCAUCCCUUCAUCUUCCUGGUGAAGGACAACCAGACCAACUCCAUCCUCUACAUGGGUAGACUUGUUAGACCAAAGGGUGAAAAAAUGAGAGAUGAAUUGUAGAAGCCAUUUGCUGAUAGCCAUUUGUUUUUGUUUUUUUAUUGUUUUUGAUUACUUGUAUUGUUUAUGGUAUGACCUUUACCCUUAUGAACACAGUCCAGCAGUUUGGUUGCAGAUACAGCUAACAUUUUCGCCAAACCACUACAGUAGCUUAAAAAAUAGGAAAAGAAUUCCACUUGAGAGAUUAGAUAAUUAGCUGAUCCACAGUUUUGAUAUCAACUGGACCAGGUUCCUUAAUUCAUUAUUAAAGUGUCCAUCAGAACAGAUGCUAUACUUACAUUAAGUAUAUUAGCAUUCAUGUCAGCCUGUGUGACUGUGAUAUUUAUAACUGUGCCUGAAGUUUGUUUUAAGUUCUAAUCUCCUGAGACUAUGUGACAACUGUGUGGGUUCUUUGACUUAUCUUUAAUGUUUAAAGGCAAAAGGAUUUUUGCACAAAUGUUUAAAUGGAAUGCUCAUGUGUGUCAAACACUUCACCUCACCCCGAAUCAGCCAAAUUGAUUUCACUGCCUUGUCUUCUGCACUGAUGCCUGUUUAUAAGCAUGACAGAUGAGGUCAAUUGUUGUAUCAUCUUUACUGUACAAAAGCUGUGUUGUGCUCAUGUUCUUUUUUAAAAUAAACUAUGAGUAAAAUAACUGUC
Hemibagrus wyckioides is the source of this 2495-nucleotide messenger RNA. It is a transcript of the gene serpinh1b, whose product is annotated as serpin peptidase inhibitor, clade H (heat shock protein 47), member 1b. The coding region runs from base 644 to 1861 and encodes 405 amino acids. Gene Ontology annotation, biological process: negative regulation of endopeptidase activity; collagen fibril organization. Gene Ontology annotation, molecular function: serine-type endopeptidase inhibitor activity. The record is from RefSeq and is a predicted model, not a curated record. Gene Ontology annotation, cellular component: endoplasmic reticulum. The transcript is spliced from 6 exons. NCBI's taxonomy places the organism in Eukaryota, Metazoa, Chordata, Actinopteri, Siluriformes, Bagridae.